Tribolium madens (black flour beetle) is the source of this 959-nucleotide messenger RNA. It is a transcript of the gene mIF3, whose product is annotated as translation initiation factor IF-3, mitochondrial. The record is from RefSeq and is a predicted model, not a curated record. Gene Ontology annotation, cellular component: mitochondrion. NCBI's taxonomy places the organism in Eukaryota, Metazoa, Arthropoda, Insecta, Coleoptera, Tenebrionidae. The transcript is spliced from 3 exons. Gene Ontology annotation, molecular function: translation initiation factor activity; ribosome binding. Gene Ontology annotation, biological process: ribosome disassembly; mitochondrial translational initiation. Bases 148 to 813 code for a protein of 221 amino acids.
UUAUGUCAUAAUUUGAGGUUAUGUGUGUUGUUUGACAAGAACCUUUGAUAUUUAACUAAAUUCUAAAUUAUUCAUAAAUUACCCCCAACAGGUAAUUUCCAAAAAUCACAGUGAAUAUAAAAUUUAGGUAGAGAGCAUGUGAUAAAAAUGUCCUUAACUUCCGUUUUACAAAAUUUCCGUGUUUUGGCUGCAAGACGUCCUUUAAAGUAUGUGUCAGUUGCAAAAUCAUUAUCAUCAAAGGCCCCUCCCCAGGGGGUAAUAAAAAAACUAGAUCCAGACACUGGGAAGUUACAAAUCAAGAAAACAAAUAUAGUUCCUAAGAUCACCCUAAUUACGGGUGAUAAUGUCUCAAUUACGACUCUCCAAGAAGCUGAGAAAAUUUCAAAACGUAGAGAUUUGAAAUUAGUUAAGAUUGUGGACGUUGAUACAAAGACCCAAAGACCUGUCUAUCGGUUAAUGACAGGAGAAGAAUAUCAUGCUGAAGAUUUGAAACAACGAGAGAAACGUAAAGAAGAAAGACAGAAGAACAUUAAAGGAGAAAAAAUACUUUUAAUUAACUGUAGAAUCACACAGCAUGACCUUACAACCCAACUUAAAAGGGCGCUAAAGUGGUUACACAAAAUGUAUGAAGUUAGGGUGGUUAUAAGCGGGGCGAAUGGAAACGUAGAAGUUGCAGAAAAGGUUUAUUCAUCAAUUGAUCAGUUCUUCAAAGUGGAAGAAGUUGAUGCAAAGCUGGUUCAAAAGAGAACCAAAGGAUCUGAUAUCAAAUUUCAAAUUACACCUCCAACUUAUAAGGAAAGGAAGGAUUUAUGACUAGUCGUAAAAAUUGUAGCAACGGUGGUCUUUAUCAAAUAUCUUGUUUGGGUAUUUAUUUACAAAAAGUACUUUAAGAAGAGUUGAUUUAUUGUUCUGUUGUAUUUUAUAUUUACUUUUAAAUAAACAAAAAUAUGCGGAAUUAA